Messenger RNA from Apodemus sylvaticus (European woodmouse), 3241 nucleotides. RefSeq names its product pleckstrin (gene Plek). The transcript has 10 exons. The record is from RefSeq and is a predicted model, not a curated record. NCBI's taxonomy places the organism in Eukaryota, Metazoa, Chordata, Mammalia, Rodentia, Muridae. Gene Ontology annotation, cellular component: plasma membrane. Gene Ontology annotation, biological process: intracellular signal transduction; actin cytoskeleton organization. The coding region runs from base 192 to 1244 and encodes 350 amino acids.
UAGUUCCUUUUUCCGACUUGUCACCCCAGAGAGGGGAAAAGGAUGUCAUCAUGUAGUCACCAGCAGAAGAGAAAUUGUGAAAGAGCCCUCACUGUAAAAAGGGCAGCCCACAGGCACCUCGGCCUUCAGAGGAGACUGAGCUUCUCAGAGGACGUGUCUGAAGAGUGGACCCGUGCGUCUGUCCACCAGGCAUGGAACCAAAGCGGAUCAGGGAGGGCUACCUUGUGAAGAAGGGAAGUGUGUUUAAUACCUGGAAACCCAUGUGGGUUGUACUGCUAGAAGACGGAAUUGAGUUUUAUAAGAAGAAAAGUGACAACAGCCCCAAGGGGAUGAUCCCGCUGAAAGGAAGUACUCUCACUAGCCCCUGCCAAGACUUUGGCAAACGUAUGUUCGUGGUAAAAAUCACUACAACCAAACAGCAGGACCACUUCUUCCAGGCAGCCUUCCUGGAGGAAAGAGAUGCUUGGGUUCGGGACAUCAAGAAAGCCAUUAAAUGCAUUGAAGGAGGCCAGAAGUUUGCAAGAAAAUCCACAAGGAGGUCCAUUCGUCUGCCAGAGACAAUUGAUUUGGGGGCUUUGUAUCUGUCUAUGAAAGACCCUGAAAAAGGAAUAAAGGAACUGAAUCUGGAGAAGGACAAGAAGGUCUUUAAUCACUGCUUCACAGGUAGUGGUGUCAUUGACUGGCUGGUUUCUAACAAGCAAGUUCGGAAUCGCCAGGAAGCCCUCAUGAUCUCUGCUUCCCUGCUCAGUGAAGGGUACCUGCAGCCUGCUGGAGAUCUGUCCAAGAACGCAGCAGAUGGAAUAGCUGAAAACCCUUUCCUGGACAGCCCUGAUGCUUUCUACUACUUUCCAGACAGUGGAUUCUUCUGUGAGGAGAACUCCAGUGAUGACGAUGUCAUCCUGAAAGAGGAAUUCAGAGGGGUUAUCAUCAAGCAGGGAUGUUUACUGAAGCAGGGGCACCGGAGGAAAAACUGGAAAGUCAGGAAAUUCAUUCUAAGAGAAGACCCGGCCUACCUGCACUACUAUGACCCUGCUGGGGGUGAAGAUCCCCUGGGAGCAGUCCACUUGAGAGGCUGUGUGGUGACAUCAGUAGAGAGCAGUCCUGAUGGUAAGAAGAAUGAUGAAGAGAACCUCUUUGAGAUCAUCACAGCAGAUGAAAUCCAUUAUUACUUGCAGGCGGCCACUUCCAAGGAACGUACUGAGUGGAUCAAAGCCAUCCAGGUGGCCGCGAGGACUGGGAAAUGAGGACACCAAGAAUCAUCAAGGUGAAGCUGACUGGUAAAGAUUCUACAACCGGGAGAGCAGAGAUGGAAUCCAAGGGCAGACUUUGAACUCCGAGUCGGCAUUCUGUUUUGUCUUCACCUUCCUCACAUGCUUUCACGGUGUAUCAUUUUAAUGUAUUGUUUAUUUAAUAUUCACUGAAGCAAGAGUUCUCAAGCUUUGUAGGUCUGUUCUCUGCACCCCAGCACUCGAAUAAAGCAAUUGUGCCUGCAUAACUUACUACUGGAAGUCUGGAGACCUCACAGAUAGUCCAGAAGUCUCAAGGCUGGAGGAGGAUGAGGCCUUUCAUCUCGUUAUAUGCUGAGUUCUCCCCCGUUUUCUUCUCACCUGAAUAAAACAAUUACCAUGACACUUCAUACAACACAUAAGUCCUCAGCCUACAAGUGUCCCUUGUUCUUCCACCCUUCUGCUCAAUGCCAUUUCCCCAAUGAAUAAGGCUGUCAGUUGGGUCCUUAGGAAAGCUGAGUCUGAGAAACAUAUUAAGAAGGAGAAAGGACAGUAUUAAAAUAGACAAAAGUGCAAGGAAAUAGAGGAAACUUCAACAUAAAUCUAACAAUGGGGUUGUCCUAGAAAGAAUAGCAAGGGACCAUCUUCCCCUGACCAAACAGGACACCAGGUCCUUUUUCUCGUGCAGAGAAAUGACAUUAAGUGACAAUAUAUGUAUGGUCUAAUGAGCAGUAUGUAUGAUCUCUCUAAUUACUCAGAGUCUUAUAAGGAAAAAAGACAGAAAGAACAGAGACAAGAGACUCUUGGUAAGAAGCAUAAGGGUGGACAUAUGGGAGUGGGUGUAAAGUGUGAGGAUGUGUGUGUCAUAUUCUAAUAGCCCCAGAAGCUUCCAUCCUCAAAUCACUUGGCCUGCAAUAACCACAGCCCUAGCACAAAGGACACAUUAAUGUAAUCACAGUGGUGGACAGAGAGGCUGCAUACAGGAACAACAGCAUUGGCUUCAACUUUCCAACCUUAUUUAGCUACAGCCACUUCAGAGUGUCUAGCAUAUGAGCAGUGAAGACCAGUGCUGAACCCUGUGUGGCAUUCUUCAAGGAAAUGAACAAGUUAUAUGAUAGGUUGGUUAUAUUUCAUUCUGAAUAUUUUGUCCUAAUGAGAACAGAUGAUGAAUCUAGCUGUGGAUUUCUCUUUCUUAUUCAGAGUACUCUAUUUAGAGACAAAGUGUCCACAUACUAUAAUGUCUAGUUAGAGAGUUAUUGUAGGUGGGAAAAGGAAAUAUACCCAUUUUCUGGGUCUAGCACAUCCCUCAAUCCCUCAAUCACAUUAUCUCGAGUCUGCCUAGUGCACCAGUUACCAAUUCUUAAUCCAUGUUAAGAAUAUACUUCUUAUAAUUCAUAUUUCUGGUUUUAGAUCAAAACCCUACCAUUCACUGUCUGGAUUCACUUCAAGAGCCUCCAAAUGGAUUUCUGUACCCUACAACUAUACUCCAAUCUAAUAUGUAUAUGUAUAUAUAUAUAUAUAUCACUAAACUCUACAUUAAAUGAAGGACCCUUAAAUAUCUAAUGUUUAUCUUCAAAACUUCAGCUCAUCUCCAAUGUUUCUAUUGCUUGUACCAUAGAGUCUAAGGUGGGUGAACUGUAGUGGUUAAUAAUGUCAACUUGACUAGACUGGGAGAUGCUUAAUGUGUAGGGAAUCAGUUUAGCACAUAUAUAAAUAUGUCUGUAGGGAGAAUUUUAAAAGAUAAUUAAUUCAUGAUAGCUCUGACUUAGUGAAUGGGUAGUUUAAUCCAUUGGUAGAUUUAAGACUACCAAUUGGAAGGUGGUGGAACUUUGCAAGUUGGAGGAAGAAGGUCAAUGUGGGUGUAUCCUGGGGGAGGCAUAUCUUGGCCUCUCCUGUUAUCACUCUGCAAUGAUUACUGUCUGUCAUAAUGUGCCCUUCCCUGGUUCACCACUCUCAAUGACCAUGGUGGACUGAAACCCUUAAAUUUGUGUACUAAAAACAACUCCUUCUUCUAA